ACAGAGGAUUUUUAUAGACCAGUUUAUGCUGUAAUUUAUUGACAGUGACGUAAUAAAACUGGAACAAGGAAUAGGGGAUAAGCUGUCGUCAUUUGUUUACAAUGCAUCCGUGGCUUUGGGUUGUAUCACCAUGUCCAUGAUGAAAGGCUGGAAAUUGGCCUUAUUGUGUCUCACGCCUGCGCCUCUUACAUUCCUAUUGGUGGGAUUGACAGGCCGAAUAGCUAAUAGUUUGUAUAAGAGACAAUCUCUCGCUAAAAGUGAAGCUAGUGCCGUGGCUGAAGAAGCUAUCAGCUCAAUUAGAACUGUGUACGCAUUUAAUGGACAGCAAAGGGAAAUAGAGAGAUACAGAAAGUGUCUUAUUAAAGCACGAAACAUACAUAUUCAAAAGGAGUGUUUUACUGGCUUAUCAAUGGGAUUUUUAUUUUUUUGCAUAUUCAGCUCAUAUGCAUUAUCAUUUUACUUCGGAAUAUACCUUGUUAUAAAAGAACCACAGAAUUACAAUGCUGAUGUUAUGUUUUCUGUAUUUUUUGGAGUUAUGACAGCAUUAGGUAAUUUGGGGAUGGUCGGUUCUCUUAUGAACACAUUUGGGUCGGCAAGGGGAGCUGGAGCGCAAAUAUUCCAAACGAUCGAUACUAGACCGACAAUCAACCCUUUACUGGAUUGCGGAAUCAAGCCUAAAAACUUUGAAGCUCACUUGGAGUUGAGAAACGUCGUGUUCCAGUAUCCUUCGAGGCCGGAUGUUCCUGUAUUAAAAGGUGUUAGUCUCACAGUACAGCGAGGUCAGUCGGCUGCGUUGGUGGGUCCCUCUGGUUGCGGAAAAUCUUCUAUAAUUCAGCUUAUAUCAAGAUAUUAUGAUACCAUCGAAGGAUCCGUGCUUUUGGACGGACACGAUGUAAAGGAUUUCUCUGUGCGAUGGCUACGAGCCCAGAUUGGCUUGGUGUGGCAGGAACCAGUGCUCUUUAGUGCUACUAUCCGUAAUAACAUACGUUAUGGACGCGAAGAAGCUUCCGAUGAAGAUAUUGAAAAUGCCGCUAAACAGGCUUACGCACAUGAAUUUAUCACGAAAUUGCCCAAUGGCUAUGACACAUAUGUCGGCGAGCGCGGCGCGUCGCUGUCCGGCGGGCAGAAGCAGCGCAUCGCGAUCGCGCGCGCGCUCGUGCGCAACCCCCACAUUCUGCUGCUGGACGAAGCGACCAGCGCACUCGACACCUCCUCUGAGGCCAAAGUGCAACGAGCCCUCGAUAAGGCCACCGAGGGUCGAACGACGUUAAUAAUAGCGCAUCGUUUGUCAACAAUACGCAAUGUGGAUAUUAUAUACGUGUUGCAUGAAGGCGAAGUUGUCGAAUCUGGAAAUCAUACACAACUUCUAAAUUUAAAGGGGUAUUAUUAUAAAAUGUAUCAACAUGCUAAUCAAAACAGGGAUAAUCUUCGAGUUAUGAGUGAUGAUAAUUUUAUAAAUCGGCAAGUAUCCCAGAUUUCGGAACACGAUGGUAACAAGUUUGAUUCAAUACUCGUAGAAAAAGAAGAGGAACGCAAAGCACCACCCCUCUCUUUCUGGCGUGUGGUAACACUUAACGCCCCGGAAUGGAAGUUGGUUACGUUAGGCUGUUUGUGCUCUAUUGUCAGCGGUUUCUCUAUACCCUUAUUCAUUGUCCUUUUUGGUGAUCUCUUUGGUGCCAUGUCGAAUACAAAUCCAAAGGAACUGAUGAAUAAAGUAGAAAAAAUAUCUCUUUCCUGUAUAUUGAUUGGCUGUGCCAUUGGACUUGCUAAUUUGAUUGAGACCAUUUCAUUCGGUGCUGCAGGAGCAUAUCUAACUGAGAGACUUAGGUUAAAAAUGUUUACACAUUUAUUACAUCAACAUGUGGGCUAUUUCGAUGAUCGUGCGCAUUCAACUGGUGCGUUAUGCGCGCGACUUUCUUCAGAGGCUGCUUAUGUGCAAGGGGCGACCGGCCAGCAAGUGGGCAUAAUAUUGCAAGGUAUGGGUUCCGUAGGGCUGGCAUUUUUUUUGGCGAUGUGGUUUGAAUGGCGAGUGGGUUUAGUCGUGCUGUGCUUCACACCAGUCAUUGCAUUUGUCAUUUGGCAGCAGAGCAAGGCCACAGAUAAGGAAUCCACCGGAUAUGCAACGGCGCUUGAAGCUAGCACAAAGGUGGCAGUCGAAGCGGUAUCCAAUAUUCGAACAGUGGCAGCCCUAGGUCAAGAGGCGAGUAUCGUAGCGCAGUACAGUGAGUUGCUCGAGCCCGCGGUGCGUGCGGCGAGUCGCGCGGCGCACUGGCGUGGCCUCGUCACGGGACUAUCACGGUCCAUGUUCAACUUCGUGAACGCCGCUGCACUCACGUAUGGUGGACAUCUCAUCGUGACAGACGGCAUCGCGUGCGAAGAUGUUCUCGUUACAACCCAGUCGUUACAAAUGGCGUCUAAUCAGGCACAGAAUGCUUUUACUUAUGCACCAGAUUUCCAAAGAGGCGUGAGAGCAGCCUCUAGAAUUAUAGACCUGCUCAAUACAAAACCUAAGGUCUUGGAUCCAAACGUCCCAGCUAUAGACCAUUUUGAAGCCUGUGGGGAAGCUACGUUUAAAAAUGUGGACUUUAAAUAUCCGACCCGACCAACUGUAAAUGUACUGCAAGGACUCGAUUUUCAGAUAGAGUGUGGUAAGACCGUAGCAAUUGUUGGAAAAAGUGGAUGUGGAAAAAGUACCAUCAUACAACUGUUGAUGAGAUACUAUGAUCCUGAUCAGGGAUGCAUUAUGUUAGAUGGAACACCGCUACCGCAGUUGCGUAUGGACCAAAUUAGAGAUUGCAUUGGGCUUGUGUCUCAAGAACCAACUCUGUUUGACCGCUCUAUAAGAGACAAUAUAGCGUAUGGCGCAAUUUCCAAGAACAUCAGCCAGCAAGAGAUUGUGGACGCCGCACGAAUGGCCAAUAUUCACGAAUUUAUUAUAUCUUUGCCGAAGGGAUAUGAAACACAAAUAGGAUCCAAAGGCAUUCAAUUGUCCGGGGGUCAGAAGCAAAGGGUUGCCAUAGCUCGAGCGCUUAUACGCCAUCCGAAGAUACUACUUUUGGAUGAAGCUACUAGCGCUCUGGACACGGAGAGCGAAAAGGUGGUACAAGAAGCGUUGGACGCGGCGAAGGCGGGGCGCACGUGCGUGAUGAUCGCCCACCGGCUGAGCACCGUGCGCGACGCCGACCGCAUCUGCGUGCUGCACGCCGGCCGCGUCGCUGAGGGCGGCUCACACGACCACCUGCUCGCGCUCAAGGGUCUCUACUUCGAUAUGAUGCGCAAAUAA
Messenger RNA from Colias croceus (clouded yellow), 3283 nucleotides. Its product is annotated as multidrug resistance protein homolog 65-like. Gene Ontology annotation, cellular component: membrane. The record is from RefSeq and is a predicted model, not a curated record. Gene Ontology annotation, biological process: transmembrane transport. Lineage: Eukaryota; Metazoa; Arthropoda; Insecta; Lepidoptera; Pieridae. Gene Ontology annotation, molecular function: ATP hydrolysis activity; ATP binding; ABC-type transporter activity. The transcript has 20 exons. Bases 131 to 3283 code for a protein of 1050 amino acids.